CUGUGAUUUAGCUGAUUGCGUAAUUUGAUCGCAGCCCCUCCUUGUUUCUAUGGUUAAAGCGAGCAGCAGCAGCGGCGGCGGCAGCACCACCCACUCCGCUCCCUCUCCACCACUCCUCUCUCCAUUCUGCACACAGACAGACGGAGGCAACACGUAACACCACAAGGCUGUGCGUGAGGGACAAACGCCGUCGCACUGGAAUGAGCUGUGACGGGAAUCCCCUCCAAGCCCUCCUCUUCAGGCUCGGGACGCUGCAAACGUGAGAGGGAAAAACACGCGUCCAGCAUCAGCUCUGCACUGGCAAGAGACUUGGAAAAUCAAAAAUACAAGAGGCUCGUCUCUCCGUGGACCCCUGUCCUGGAGAACACUCCCAACACAUACCGAGCAUAUCUAUCCAUCACCGGGCUGAGGAGACGCUGACAGGAGCGUGGACAGACAAACAAGAGGGGUGGGAGGGGGGGAGAAAACUCGAGAAUAAGCGCGCGGAGACAGAGGGAGAGCAAGGGGAGGAGAGGAUGGACGCCCUAAUCCCUGUCCUCAAGAAUAACCCAGGCCCGUCUGUGCUGGUGUUCUCCCUUCUUUUCAGGGUGGUCCACCGUUUGCUCCAAAACAUACCGGUGCCCAAAGUGGUGAAGCAGAAUGACCUCCACUCCUGGAAGUGGAGGAACCUCUCCGUCUCCAUGGUGCACUCCCUGCUCACAGGGACAUGGGCCCUGACCUGUGUGGUGGUCUGGCCCGAGACGUUGAACAACAUCCACUCCUACCACACCCCUCUGUCCUACCUGCUCAUCUGCGUCUCAACAGGAUAUUUUGUACAAGAUGCAGGUGACAUCAUCCUGACAGGACAUGCAAGAGCAUCAUGGGAAUUCUUAAUCCACCAUGCACUGGUGGUCUGCUGUUUCCUGUACGCCCUCUACACUCACCUGUACGUUGCCGGCGCCGUGAUCGCUCUCUUCGUGGAGGUCAACAGUGUCACCCUACACCUGAGGCUGAUGCUGAAGCUGGCGGGCGCUCAGGCCUCCACCGUGUACUACAUCAACAAAUUCGCCAACCUCUUCACCUACGUCACGUUUCGUCUGAGCACACAGUUCUACCUCACCUGGUACAUCGUCCAUAACUACUCCUGGCUGGACAACGGUGGAUUCUUUCUCACCUCCAUGAUCAUGAUGAACAUCAUGAUCUUGAUUUAUUUCUACCGCCUGCUCCGCGCCGACUUCUUCUCCUGGAGUAAGAGCUACGCGAGACAGAACGGGACACACAACAACAACUCCAAGAAGUUUCUUACUGAUUGAGUUAAGAAGGUUUCCCGGACUGUCUUUUUGUUUUUUUAUUCAGGGUGGGAGUUACACAUGUUGUCUUUCUCCAGAUCAUUCCUCAUGAUGUCAGGUUUUUGUGUCACACUGCCAAAGAACAAAGCCCCAAAAACAACUUUUGGUGGAACAAAUUUUAGACUUGUUCAGGAGCUUGCAUUUCCAGAGAUUUUGGAGGAUAAUUGGGUUUUCAAGGGGAAAGAUAUGUGAAACACUGCUUUAUUUGAUGCUAAAAAGCAUACUCUAUUUCUCAAAACGCACCUAUUUUAAACAUAUUUACAAUUUAUAUUUAGUACCACAUAACCUUAAAGAAAUAGGUCGACAUUUUGAGAAACACACUUAGUGACAUUCUUGGCACAUGUAAGACAUAGGUGGAGUUUGACAUUUGGGCAAAGCGAGGCAAAUAUUUUUUUAACCAAUGUGAGCGUGUAUGGUCACGUAUAUAGUAGCAGAAAACAAGAGCGCCGAGCUUCCCAUAUACCCCAACAAGAGCAUUACAUUUUUUUCUGACCACUCAUGGUGUUUGUCUCUCACAUGUGAGCACACACAACCGUAAAGUGAAAGUUUUUUAGAUGUGAGUUUGAGCAAAGCCAAAUAAUAUUGGAAGGCUUUAAUUUUCCAUAUUGCAUUUUGAACCAUUUUGUAGUCGCAUACAUGAAAUUGCAAACUGAGUUAUGCAUACUGACUUGUUGUAUAACAAAAAGAUGGCUAUCUGAUUCACCAACUGCAAAAUGGAGGGAACACUCCACUAACGUCACACGUCAUGGGCCAUGGCACAUGAACUCAACGAUGAAUAUAAUACGUGAUUAAACAUAAAGGAAUUCAGGCCUAUACUCAAAAAAAAAUCAUUUGUCUUAUAAAAAUCACAAAAUAUUUUGCUGGACCAAUUUUAGACUCAGCGUACUGACGUACGUAAGCCAUUAGGAUGAGUUAGAUGAGAAGAUUGAUUCCGUUCAUGUCUGUACAGUAAAUUUGAAGCUACAGCUUGCAGACUGGAAACAGGAGAAACUAUAUAUUUAAAGAAAAACUUCAGUAAAGUCACAACUAGGAUCAUUUUUUUCUCUCUUCCCUUUAAUACAUUUAAAUUAAACAAUCCAUACAUAGGCUAAUCUUUAUGUUAACCUAAGCUAACGGGUAAUGACUACAACCCUGUUUUCAUAUUCAGAGUAGGCUACAGAGGUAAGAGCCAUUUUACGUUGUUAAGCUCACUUUAUUUCUCUAAAUGUCAAACUGUUAACAUUUCAGCAACAUGUAAUCUAAAAAGGAACUGUGUGACAUUUUGCCAUCUGUGUGCUUACGUUUACGUUUUUUAUCUGUAGCUACGCUAGAAGCCAGCAGCUGUUUAGCUUAGCUUAGCACAAAGACAGGAAACGGGGAAACAGCUAGCUUUCCUCUGUCUUGGUGUUAAAACAAGAUAUAACAUGUCAGUAAGUGAGCUCCAGAGACACUUUUUGUGUUUGCUAAGAAGCCAGGCUAGCUGUUUCUUUUUGUUUCUUCAGGUUUAAGCUAUGUGCUAGUUACAGGUUUAUAUCUGGUGUCACAGCCAGCGAGAGGAGCUACUCUUCGUUUGUGUAAGAAACUAUCAGGUCAGGUUACUAUUUUUGCUAAACUAAGAAAAACGGCUGCUGGACGGAAUCAAUCUUCUCACCUAAGUCUCGACAGGGAAGUGGAUAAGGUUGAAACAAUUUCUUUAGAUGGUUAAAAAACUGAGUUCAGCUGAUGGCCGAGGCUAUGUGCUGCCGUUUCUUUAAAAUUAGCAAGGGAAGCAGUGUUUUCUUCUGUAGUUCUAAGCUCCCACACUGAACCAUUCAACAAUAAUAACGUAUGCCUGGUGGGGAUCAUGUGUGUGUGUGUGUGUCGAAGUGUGCAUCUGUCUGCAGUUACUGGACCCAUCAGCCUAAUAUCUUUGUUCACGUUUGUGAGUGUGUGUGUGCUCCAGUACAUCUUGUGUUUGUGGUGAUUCACAGUUUGUGAGAAACCCAUUUUUAUUGACUGUUUUAUACCGCCUCUGACUGCUGACACCUCAUUCCUCUUAACCGUCUGUGGCCCUCAAGUCAUCAUCAGCUGCUUCACUUUCCCUCAGACACACCUGUGUCACUCUCCUUGUAUGUGUUUGUACAGUACGUCCUCACUUUGUUCUCUAUGAUGCCGUUUGUGGCUGAAGAGACGCUGAGCUGUGACUGAACUGUUAAUACAAAGAGUGCGGGAUGAUUACUGAUCCUUUUUUUUAUGGUUCUCAUAUGAAAUGUGUUGGUAUUUAACAUAAGCAGGCUGAAGCUGGAUCUUCCUGCUGUCUACUUGAGCUCAUCAGGAAGUGGGCGCCAUGAGAAACCCUUCACAAUAAGAGCAGCACAAUCAAUAGUUAGACUUGACGUGAAUUAAUAGUUGAGUAGCUCCACCGUGUGUACCUUUCUAUUUGCUUGUCUGCCAAAAUAGCAACAGUAGACUAGAUCCUGUUCAUCAGGAGAUUUAGUGACGACCCUGAGGUGAAGAUGUGACUCCUCUUCCUCCUCUCUCCUCAAAAGUGUACAUUUUGUACAUAAUGUCCACAAUCGUGCAUUCCUUUUUGAUAUGUUUUGAUUCGCCAUUAGUGGACUUUGAAUUCUUCCUAAUCAUACGUGCUGACAGUGUCAUUUAAAAAAAAUGUAAUGAUCAGCACAUUUCAUAUUUUAUCUCAGCCUAAGCCAAGACAGUCCAAACAGACGUGGGGCAGAUGUGUCCGAGCGGUGCUUCAGUGCCUUCACCACAGUGCCUUUUUAUAGAGAGCGAGAACAAAGCACAGAUGAUGAUAAAGUGCGAAUAUCGAAGCACAGACAUGUAAAAAUGAUACCUGUAUCCUUUUUGUAGAAACUGGACCGAGUACAGAGAAUUUUGAGACAAACGUGCAGUAAAUUCAUUUCACCGUAAUAACGUGUUUUGUGCUAAAGUGUUUUUUUUAGGAGCCCCAUAUUUAGAUGGUUGAGUGAUACCAAGAAUUAAAAUAAUAUUUAAAAAUCAAA
Molecule: messenger RNA, 4309 nt
Organism: Acanthopagrus latus (yellowfin seabream)
Lineage: Eukaryota; Metazoa; Chordata; Actinopteri; Spariformes; Sparidae
Gene: tlcd1
Product: TLC domain containing 1
Exons: 4
Coding region: 516-1292 (258 amino acids)
Biological process (GO): plasma membrane organization; membrane assembly; phospholipid homeostasis
Cellular component (GO): plasma membrane
Source: RefSeq, a predicted model, not a curated record